AUGGCCCCGGCUGGGACGGGGCUCGUCCCCCUGCUCCUGGCCGGUCUCGCCUCGCGCCUCGCCCUGCUGAUCUGGGCCGGCUGGCAGGACACCCACAUGGCGGUCAAGUACACCGACAUCGAUUAUUUUGUCAUCACAGAUGCUGCCCAGGCAGUGCUGGCGGGGGGAUCGCCCUAUGACCGGGCCACGUUCCGGUACAGCCCCCUGUUGGCCUGGAUGGCCCUGCCAAACCACCUGCUGCACCCCUCCGCCGCCAAGGUCUGCUUCUGCGCAGCCGACCUUGGUGCAGCCUGGUUGAUGGCCUGCCUUCUGGAACGCAGGCGUGCUCCCGUUGCCUGGGUCAAGGCAGGCUUGGCGGUGUGGCUGUUCAGCCCCUUCACCGCCGUGAUCUCGACCCGGGGCUCGGGCGAGGCGCUGGUGACGUGCAUGCUGCUGGGUAUGCUGUGCCUGCUCGACGCCGGCAGACCCCUGCUCGCCGGGCUCUGCUACGGCCUGGCGGUGCACUGGCGGCUUUACCCCAUAAUCUAUGCGCUGCCCUUGCUGCGAAACCUGGCCAUGCGGCGGGGGGCGCGCCUGCUGAGCAUCCCCGGCAUUGUGUUUGGGGCGGCGGCCGCAGCAGCCUUCUUGACACUGGGCGGUCUUGGGUAUCACCUCUACGGGCACUCCUUCCUUCAGGAGACCUACCUCUACCACCUUGGAAGGGUGGACCCGCGCCACAACUUCUCGCCCUUCUUCCUGCCGACGUACCUGGCGUCAGGCGGCGGCGCUGGCAUCAGCAUCGGGGGGGUGUUUGGUGCUGCUCAGGCCCUACUCAUCACAGUCCUUGGCUGGCUCCACGCAGCAGAUUUGCCCUACGCCAUGCUCCUCCAGACCCUGGCAUUCGUGACUUUUAACAAGGUUUCCACGGCCCAAUAUUUUGUCUGGUAUGUCUCUCUACUCCCCCUGGUGUUACCUCGUCUUGCUGCAGCCCACAAUCGGGGCCAAUUGCUCUGGGCAGCAGGCAUGUGUUCCGCCGCCAUCGCCCAUUGGCUUGCCUGGGCAUACGCUCUGGAGUUCCUGGGAUGGUCGGUCUUUCUACCUGUCUGGGUGGCGGGGCUGGGUGUAUUGCUUGCCAAGUCUUGGCUGCUGGCCUGCCUGAUGCCUGUCCCGCAGGGACAGGCCUCAGAUGGCUUCCUGUACGGGAAAGCCUGUAAGAAGAAGAUCACCUGA
Molecule: messenger RNA, 1209 nt
Organism: Auxenochlorella protothecoides
Lineage: Eukaryota; Viridiplantae; Chlorophyta; Trebouxiophyceae; Chlorellales; Chlorellaceae
Product: GPI mannosyltransferase 1
Exons: 5
Coding region: 1-1209 (402 amino acids)
Biological process (GO): GPI anchor biosynthetic process
Cellular component (GO): membrane; glycosylphosphatidylinositol-mannosyltransferase I complex
Molecular function (GO): GPI mannosyltransferase activity; alpha-1,4-mannosyltransferase activity
Source: RefSeq, a predicted model, not a curated record